Molecule: messenger RNA, 1380 nt
Organism: Ruditapes philippinarum (Manila clam)
Lineage: Eukaryota; Metazoa; Mollusca; Bivalvia; Venerida; Veneridae
Product: peptide chain release factor 1-like, mitochondrial
Biological process (GO): translational termination
Molecular function (GO): translation release factor activity
Source: RefSeq, a predicted model, not a curated record
UUUAUACCAAUUUCAAUAUGGCGGCGCCCAUGUAAGGACAUUUUUCAUAAUUGUUGAAUAUUAGAAAAAUGCAAUUUUACCAUUAUAUACAGCUGUCAAACUCGUGAAGUCGUGAGGAAAUACUCUAGCUGGGUUAUCAAAAUACAUAUGGAGGAAUCUGCAUCAUGUCAUCUUACUUCAAAAAGAAAGUACUCACAAAGGAGAUAAAAUAUUUAUUUUACAUAACAAUAAAAUUUUGUUGAAAGUAAUCUGACAGUAACUUGAAUAUUAAUUAUUCAACAGUUUCAAGUAAAGUUUUAAGUUCAUCAGAAUGGCUUUAGCAUGCAGAAGUGUCAAUGGGUUGUGCUUUAUGUCACACUUAUCAAGAAUGCAGUGGCAACAUUUACCAAAAUUGAUUUCAAUAGCUGGCUUUCAUCAAGGUUUAAUAUUUCAUGGGCUUGGCAGCAAAGGGAACGGCUUAUACCACAACAUGUGUUCUAAGUUAGAGAAAAAUGUUGUAUUGCCAAUAAAAUAUUGUGAUAAAUGCGUAAGUCUAAGGUGUUACUCAACAAAGACAUCUAGAUUUACAUUAAAAAAUGAGACUUACAGUGCAUACAUGAAGUCUCUUGAACAGGAAUGUACUGAAAUGAAUGAUGCUCAAACUAUGGGUAAGAAACUUCCUAAAGAUCAGAGUUAUAGACUUGUUGUUCUCAGGCGGGUUAUAGCAGUGUAUGAAGAGUUAAAAGCAAAAUAUGAAGAAUUAGAAGAACUUGAUAAAAUGCUAAAUGAUGAAGAGAUGAAAGAUCUUGUGGGUGAUGACAGGGAAAUUUGUAUGAACAACAUUCAGGAGUUAGAAGAACAGCUGGUAGAUAUUGUGUGUCCAGAGGAGCAUACAGAUGAAUGUGAUAUAAUUCUGGAGAUAGAGUCUGGAGCAGGGGGACAGGAAGCCAUGUUGUUUGCCGAGGAAGUUUUCAACAUGUACCAGAAUUUUGCUCAUAACAAAGGAUGGCAGUUUUCAUUAACACAGAAUGCUGAUACAGAUAUAGGUAUUCGUAAAGCAUCAGCUGCCAUCAGUGGUCAGGCUGUUUUUGGUGAGAUGAAAUUUGAAGGAGGAGUACACCGUGUGCAGCGAAUACCAAAAACAGAAUCUAAAGGUCGCAUUCAUACAAGCACAAUCUCUGUAGCCAUUCUGCCACAACCCUCCGAGAUUGACAUUGUUUUGGACCCUAAAGAUUUACAAAUUACUUCAUUUAGAUCUAGUGCACCUGGAGGACAACAUGUGAACACAACAGACAGUGCUGUCAGAAUUAAACAUAUACCUACAGGUAUGGUGGCUGAGAGUCAGACUACAAGAUCACAGGCCCAGAACAAGCAGAAUGCUCUCAUGCUGCUUAGAACUAG